Oreochromis aureus is the source of this 5548-nucleotide messenger RNA. RefSeq names its product polyhomeotic homolog 3 (Drosophila) (gene phc3a). Gene Ontology annotation, molecular function: zinc ion binding; protein binding. The transcript has 15 exons. NCBI's taxonomy places the organism in Eukaryota, Metazoa, Chordata, Actinopteri, Cichliformes, Cichlidae. The record is from RefSeq and is a predicted model, not a curated record. Gene Ontology annotation, cellular component: nucleus; PRC1 complex. The coding region runs from base 120 to 2834 and encodes 904 amino acids.
CGCUGACGCAUCAGAGGGCUUCAUGACUGGGACAGUGUGUCGGGAUAUGGUCAGCUCCUGAUGGCCCGUGUGUUCCAAAACCAGAUUUCCUGAUAUUGAUUCUGUGUGUAAUCUGGGACAUGGACAGGCGGAGCCCAGGAGACAGACAGGCAGACACCAGUAAGACAGUAACCACUGCAGCAUCAUCAUCUGUCGUCACCAUGGCAACAGCCAGUUCCAGCGCCCAGCCGCCCUCUACCUCCCUCAGCAUCAUCCCACCAGACAGCCAAGCAGUCCAGGUGAUCCAACAUGCCAUGCACAGACCUCAGAGCAUGGCAGCCCAGUACCUGCAUCAGAUGUACGCAGCCCAGCAGCAGCACUUCAUGCUGCAGACAGCAGCCCUGCAGCAGCACCAGCAUCCCGCACAUCUGCAGAGUCUGGCCGCCAUCCAGCAGGCUUCAGUCUGUCAGAGGUCACCUUCUUCUUCAACGGGCAGUUUGGUUCAGGCUGCUGGUGUUUCCCAAAACUCAAUAACUUUACCAGCAUCUCCAGUGACCGCAAGGCUGAUUGGUCGAACUCAGACAUCCACUGCCGGCGCAGCCACAAUAUCUCAGCAGGCCAUGCUUCUAGGAAACAGACCUGCCAGCUGUAACCAAGCUCAGAUGUACCUUCGAACUCAGAUGCUGAUUCUAACUCCUGCAGCCACAGUAGCUGCAAUUCAGUCAGACCUCCCCACUGUGACCUCCUGCUCCUCAUUACCUACCUCCUCUCAGAAUCUGGCUCUGCGUGCCCAUUUGCCGGGAGCUCUGGCUACAGCCCACAGCGUCAUCUUAAAGCCUUCCACCGAGUCCCAGGCCCUGCCUGCAGCCGCCUCCUUGUCCAAGACUCCAGUCUGUGGGCUGAAGAGCACCCAACUGACUGAUGGCUCAACAGAAACAGCGCCAUCUGAUGCCGCCCCGUUGGUGUCAGGACCCCAGAUUAUAACCCCAGCCUACCCUCCAGUGCAAACCCACACUCUAGUCAAGCAGCAGCUGUCCUGUCCAGUUGGCCAGCAGGUGGCGCACCACCAGCUCAUCGUCCAGCAGGCCACAGGAGGGGCUCCCAGCAGCAGACAGUUGCAACCAAUUGCCCUCAGAGUAGCACCCCGAGAUACCCACUCCAAUCCUCUUCCUCUGUCGGUUAAAAGACUAACCGCCUCCAGCACCCACUCACAACUACGAAACGAGCCCCCAGCCCUGUCUUCUUCUUCCUCCCCAUUAGUCACCAGCGUGCUUGCAUCAUCACCUCAGACUUCAGUCCCAGCUGCUGCCGUUCAGCCUCAGCCACCUCCUCUGGUGGCUGCGCCACAGCGUCGGACCUCAUUCCCACAGAGCCAGCAGCCUCCGCCUCCCCCUCCUCCUCUGAUUCUCCCCAGGCUGCCCCAGAACCCCCCGGCCUCCCUUCACAGGGUGUCCCUGCACUCAGUCCGGGCUUUGGCUGUCCAAUCAGGACAGGUACUGCUAACGGAACGGGAACUGCCUGUGGCGGAGGCUCUGGUCCAGAUGCCCUACCAGAACCUGCCACCUCCUCAGACGGUGGCUGUUGAUCUGAAAGUGCAUCCAGUCAAACACAAUGAAACUCCACCCUUGGGGCAAAAGUGCAACGUGAACAGUCUGAGCUCAGAGGAGAGGAAAGAUCCUCCAAGUUCAGAACAAGACGGGACCGCUACACCACCCAAGCUAAAUGGUUCAGCAGUGACGGGUUCAUCCUCCAUCACCCCCAGCCACUCGGUGAUCAGGUCACCACAGGUGGAGGAGUCCUCCCAGCUCACGACCACUGACAAUAGCGGCAACAGUGGCACCAACAACCCUCCUCCUCCACCACCUUCUCCUUUACCUCCUCCCCUCCUCCCUGCUUCAGCAAGAGUCCCCAGCCAGCCUCCUUCUGCCCCUGCCAGCCUCCCGGGAAGCCCCAAGAGGUCAACCCACGUCCUCACACACCUCGUGGAGGGCUUUGUCAUCAAAGAGGGCCUGGAGCCGUUCCCGGUGGGUCGGUCAUCACUGUUAUCAGAGCAGCAGGCUUCCCUUCCAGAACCCCAGGACGUACCGACCAAUGGGGACGCAGCAGACGACAGUCCUCUGGAUGCUGACCAGUCAGAUUCAUCUGACUCUGAGAUGGAAAAUGAUGGCCCUACAGGAGAAGUUGCAGAGCUCGGGGAUAGUGUGCCAGACGUGUUGCAGUGUGAAUACUGUGGAAGCAGCGGCUACGCUCGCACGUUUCUGCGCUCCAAACGCUUCUGCUCCAUGUCGUGUGUCCGAAGGUUCAGUGUGAGCUGCACCAAACGUAUCACGGUGCUGCGUGCAGCUCGCCUGGUUCACAGGCCUGUGGGAAGGAGAGGACGACCCCCCAGCCGAGUCAACGGAGCCUCCAGAGAGCACUUCGUGAUGCAGGCUCACAGGUCAUUUGGCUCCAAAGAGACCCAACAGGGUUCACCGAGAGAGGAAGAUGAGCAUCACGAGGAGGAGGAGGAGGAGGAAGAGGAGGAAGAACCUCCCGUUCCCAUGACGACCAGGCUUCGAAAACAGGCUGAGAGAGCCCAAGAGAGGGUGAGGGAGCAGAGGACCUUAGAAACAAUCAUCGUUUCAGACACAGAAGAAGAUGUCAGCUGUCCGUCUCAGUGGAACGUGGAGCAAGUGUUUUCCUACGUCAGCACCCUGCCAGGUGGUGCUGAUGUAGCCGAGGAGUUUCGCUCCCAGGAAAUAGAUGGGCAGGCUCUGCUGCUUCUCACAGAGGAUCACCUGGUCAGCACCAUGAACCUUAAACUGGGACCCGCACUGAAGCUUUGUGCGCACAUCAACUCCCUCAAAGAUGCAUAAACACGUAACAUUCCUCCUCUUAGUGAAUGUAAAGAAAAACAAGGAUGUCCUCAUCUCUGCAGAGACAAUGAGGAAGUGCUGCUCAUCUUUAAACUGGCUAUUUUUAAACACUGUCACAAAAGAGAGCAGAGCUCGCUGAGUUGAACUGACUGCAGUUUUUUUAAGACCACUGCCAAGAAUGAAUCGUCUUUCAUAUACCCAAGGAUUCAAUGUCGACUCGCUCUCAGAUGAUUUUACAGUUUUACCUCAGCUGCUUUGGCUCGUUUCUCCUGAUAGUUUCACGUUUACAAGUCUCAGCAGUGAAUAUUUAAGUUUCCCUAAAUCACUCAAAACCAGUUAAACUGCAAAAGGCUAUAUUUGCCAUCUUUUGCAUAUUGAAGGAUUAAAAUGCAAACUGUUAUUACAUUGAAAUACUUAAUCCAAAAAGGUACCAUACAAAAAUCCAACUCUUUGCAGCAAACCAGGCAACAUAAAAAACACACAGACAGUAUAACGGCGACUCAGGGGAAGGACUAUUUAUACACACAGGGUAAUCAGGGAAGUGGACACAGCUGGGGAAAUGAAACAUUUUCUCAGAAGUUUGAGUUGAUAAGUUGAAAUUCUGACCUACAGGUGACAAAAAACUGUUUUUGUUUUGUUUUUUUUCUCUUUAUUUUUCAGUGGCAGAAACAAACUUCGAUAACUAUCUAAGUGGAAAUAGGAGGCCCCAACAUAACACAGAGACCAGAAAACUCAUUCAUUACACAAAAGGAACACAAGAGUUUAGAAUAAUGAAGACACACACAACCUGAAAGUUCUCACCUGGGACAGGAAUCAAAUAGACACCAAAACCAGAGAUUCAGAAAUAUAACAAAGGAUCAAACUCACAAUAGAACAUGAAGAAAUCCAAACAUGAAUCCUGACGUGCUCUAAUGGGCCCUUUCUUUGCUGCCUGGCUCCAUGGAGCCCAAGUGACAUUUGCCAUAGACUAGCAGAAUUGGCAGAUCCACUGGUGCCCUGUGUUUUUCACAAAUGAGAACAUGUUCACCCUGAGCACAUGUCACAGAUCUGAAAAGGUCUGGGGAAAUCGUGGAGAGCCUGUAAAAUCGUUCAGCAUGUGCGGUUUGGUGGUGGGUCAGUGAUGGUUGGGGAAGUAUAUCCAUGGAGGGACACACAGACCUCUACAGGUUUAGCAAUGACAUCCUGACUGCCAUUAGGUAUCCUGAUUAAAUCCUCAUCAGACUCUACACUGGUGCAGGGGAUCAGUGUGCAGAGAGUUCCUGGAGGAUGAAAGUAUUGACACCAUUGACUGCCCCCCACGCUUGCCUAACUAAAAUCCAGUAGAACACCUCUGAGACGUUGUGUUUCUGCACCUCAGGCUGUCCAGGAGCUCAGUGAUAGUUCAGAUUUGGGAAGAGAUCCCCUACUUGUCAGUCAUGCAAACAAGAAUGUGGGGGCCAAACAAACUACCGAGUACCAUUUUUCAAUUACUGCAAUGAAAUUUUGCCCGCUUCAUCAUUUUUUUCACAAGCAAUGCGGCAUCCUUUCAUUUCUACACAUUACCCAGUCCAUAUCAGUCUAGAUAUCCAGCAUGAUUGUUUUCCUUUUGAGAUAUGAUGUGUUUUCAAAGUGCUCUUUUAAAAAUUUUUAAAGGCAGUCUGUCCAGGGUGUACCCUGCCUGUCCUCACAGUGCUGCACAGUAACAUAGUGUACUGUAUACACUACACUCACCAUUUUCUGGCCACAAAUUUUCAUGAAACUGGCAUCAAAUGCUCUGAUUUGCGAUGCAAAAGGGGAAAAACUCCCAUGCAUCUUCCCGUAGACUGUUGACUUUCACGUGCUCCAACAUCUUCCUCUUGCACUGACAUAGCGCUCAUGUUCUGUACAUAUCUUCCAGUAUGUUCAGUUCUCACGUUACACCUGUGAGCUCAGUGAGAUUUUGACAGUUACACAGAAUAAAACAAACUCCAAGACCAAUAAAUUGUAGUAAAAAUGUCAGAGAUUGUGAACUAUGGGAGAUAAAAAGAUGUCUCAAAGGAAACUCGUAUAAAAAAAAACCUUCCCAUAAAAAUGGGUUUAAAGGAAGAGGCUGACUCUGCUUACAUGAUAUCCUCAGGCAAGGUUAGCGCUUUGCCCAUGGACCCCCGGGCGCAUGGUGGUGCAUAUAGUGCUCAGAGGAUAGAGAUAUAGCCUGGAGCAAGGCCAUGAAGGGCCCUAAAAGUCAUCCAUAAAAUCUGUUCUGAAACAAACUGCGAGCUGCUGUAGAACAGCAAAAAAACAGCUAAAACUGGAGUGUUGUUUAGUUCUGAUAAACAGGAGUGAUUUCCCUAAAUGUCCUACAGUAGCUGAAUAUGUUAAUGGGCGCUGAGACAGUCAGAUUUCAUUUAUUUUUGAGAUGAGAAGUGAGCCAAAGCAACAAAGAUGAGCAGUUCUUUCUUUCACCGCUUGUCAUUUCAUUGUAGUGAUCGUAGCAGUUCUGACUCCAGUUAUCCAUUUGUUUCAAAAUGGUUUUUAAAUGUUUUUUUGUAUCAUUUGUAGACAAAGACAACAAAUGAUCGUCAUUACAUUCAACAGACGCGGUACAAUCUCACUGUUUACAAAGCAGAUUAUUGCCUCCUAUCCUCAAGAUGGAAUUUGAUAUGUUCACCAUCAGCAAACAGUUGUGCUGACUUAUGAACGUUUUACUGACUACAAGGUUAAUUAUUGUUAUUUAUUGUUGUCAUAAUUAAUAUACA